UUACAACAAAGAGCCUUGACCCAAAUGAUCCCAACAGUAACAUCCUUUGACGUUUGCAUUACCUCAACUCCACGUUGCCGUCACGGAUACACCCAACUCCAUAAAUAAGAGUGCUCUGUCACUCUGAUUCCUCAGCACCAAAACCAUGGCGUCUCUACCCUCUUCCUUGUCCCCUGUACUUUUGAUACUCCUGCUGUCAGCUUCAUUCGCAGCUUCAGCUUCAACUAUUCAAGAACAAUUCAUCCAAUGCCUCUCUGUUAAUUCUCAAAAUAUUUCCAUUCCACUUGCCACAGCCUUUUUCACCCAAAACAAUUCUUCCUUUCCCACUGUUCUUGAAUCCACUGCACAAAAUCUCAGAUACUUGGUCCCUUCAGCGCCGAAGCCUGAGUUCAUCUUCUUGCCGGUGCAUGAAUCCCACGUCCAAGCGUCGGUGAUUUGUUCCAAGCAGCUCCGAAUACACCUCAGAGUCCGAAGCGGAGGCCACGACUAUGAAGGGCUCUCUUACGUUUCCCAAAUCGAAUCGCCUUUCAUUGUUCUUGAUCUUGCCAAGCUUCGAUCCAUAAACGUUGAUUUACAAGACAACACUGCUUGGGUUCAGGCCGGCGCAACAAUUGGUGAAGUUUACUACAGAGUCUCUGAGAAAAGCCAAACACAUGGCUUCCCGGCCGGCCUCUGCACCAGCUUAGGCGUCGGCGGGCACAUUACCGGAGGCGCGUACGGACCCUUGAUGAGAAAAUACGGCCUUGGAGCCGACAAUGUUGUCGAUGCUCGGAUUGUCGACGUUAAUGGCAGAAUUCUAGACCGGGAAGCCAUGGGAGAAGAUCACUUUUGGGCAAUUAGAGGCGGUGGAGGAGGAAGCUUCGGAAUCAUUCUUUGGUGGAAGAUAAAGCUGGUCUCUGUUCCCCCAACCGUGACAGUUUUUACCGUUACCAAAACCUUAGAACAAGGCGCAACAAAGACCCUCUAUAAAUGGCAGCAGGUUGCCGACAAGCUCGACGAGAAUCUCUUCAUAAGAGUCAUCCUCCAACCGGCAAGCGCCGGCGCCGGAGCCGGAGCCAAAGGCGGAAGAACUGUAACAACUUCGUACAAUGCUCUGUUUCUUGGUGGCGCCGACAAGCUCCUUCAAGUCAUGCAAGAAAGCUUCCCGGAGCUGGGUUUGACGAAAGAAGAUUGCACAGAAACAAGCUGGAUCAAAGCCGUGCUUUAUAUCGCCGGGUUCCCAAGCGGAACUCCGCCGGAAGUUCUGCUCAAAGGGAAGUCGACAUUCAAGAACUAUUUCAAAGCAAAAUCAGACUUUGUGAAAGAACCCAUACCAGAGACGGCGCUGGAGGGGCUGUGGGAAAGGCUAAUGGAAGAAGAUAGCCCUUUGAUGGUGUUCAAUCCAUAUGGUGGUAUGAUGAGCAAGAUUCCAGAGUCUGCAAUUCCUUUUCCUCACAGAAAUGGAACCUUAUUCAAAAUCCAGUACCUUAGUUUGUGGAAAGAUGGAGAUACGGACAAGGCAAAGCCGCAUAUGGAUUGGAUUAGGAACCUCUACAACUACAUGGCUCCAUAUGUCUCAACACUGCCAAGGACAGCAUACGUGAAUUACAGGGAUCUUGAUUUGGGGAUGAACAACAACGGCAGCUCGGGAGAUGCAAGUGUUUGGGGCAGCAAGUAUUUCAAGGAUAACUUCAACAGAUUGGUGAGCGUGAAGACAAAAGUUGACCCUGAUAACUUCUUCAGACAUGAACAGAGCAUCCCACCUCUUGCAAAGGCACAGUGAGAAUAUGAUUGGUAGAGGGCAGUUGGGGCAGCAAAUUAAUAGAUUAGGUUUGUUUAAACUAGAGGUUAGUUGGGGCAGUAAAUGAGUGUACGGGCAGGUCGAGUUUCCUUUGUACUGAAUUAUCAGAAGGAAUAAGUGAAAACCUUUUGUCGGUUUCUUUGUUUUUUUGGGGUGGUUUUCGUCUCUUAUGUUUGUUUGAAGAUAUAAAUUACUAAAUUUGUA
Corylus avellana is the source of this 1984-nucleotide messenger RNA. Its product is annotated as monolignol oxidoreductase AtBBE-like 13. Gene Ontology annotation, molecular function: oxidoreductase activity; FAD binding. The record is from RefSeq and is a predicted model, not a curated record. Lineage: Eukaryota; Viridiplantae; Streptophyta; Magnoliopsida; Fagales; Betulaceae.